Molecule: messenger RNA, 1662 nt
Organism: Notothenia coriiceps (black rockcod)
Lineage: Eukaryota; Metazoa; Chordata; Actinopteri; Perciformes; Nototheniidae
Product: serine/threonine-protein kinase N2-like
Exons: 11
Coding region: 40-1662 (540 amino acids)
Biological process (GO): protein phosphorylation; signal transduction
Molecular function (GO): protein serine/threonine kinase activity; small GTPase binding
Source: RefSeq, a predicted model, not a curated record
GGCCUAAUUUAAAAAAAAGUUUUACGACAACAGACAGUGAUGUUUCAUUUUCUAAUUUGUUUGAAGGACCGUAAGUUGCUAGCGAUGGCGCAGCAGAUGCUUCAGGACAGCAAGACGAAGAUCGAGUUCAUCAGGAUGCAGAUCCUCAAGGCCAGCCAGGCCAGCGAGAUGAGCUUCGAGAACAACGAUGUGAUGGACAAGCCCAUCAUCAGCCCGCUGGACCUCCGGGUGGAGGAGCUGUGUCACCACGCCAAGAUCGAGUCGGCUGUAGCAGAGGGAGCCAAGAACGUCAUGAAACUGCUGGGCACAGGGAAAGUCACAGAAAAGAGAGCGCAUUCAGAGGCCCAGGCUCGUUUUAAUGAGUCCAGUCAAAAGCUGGACCUCCUGCGAUACUCCUUGGAGCAACGCCUCAUGGAGCUGCCUAAAAACCACCCUCGCAGCAGCAGCAUCAUGGAGGAGCUGUCCCUGCUGUCCUCUCCUCUCCUCAGUCCCAGAUCCAGCAUCAUCUCCACACAGAACCAGUACAGCACUGUGACCAAGCCCGCAGCACUCACAGGCACGUUAGACGUCAGGCUCAUGGGCUGUCAGGACCUUCUGGAAAAUGUCCCGGGCCGUUCCAAAGCAGCUUCUGUCCCUCUGCCGGGCUGGAGCCCCAGCGAGACGCGCUCCUCCUUCAUCAGCCGAGCAAACCGCAACCGUAGCGUGAGCUCCCGGAACCUGACGAAGAGCGAGGAGCUCUCCAAUGAGAUCAGCGCAGUGCUGAAGCUGGACAACACGGUAGUCGGCCAGACGAGCUGGAAGUCAGUCAGUAACCAGGCCUGGGACCAGAAGUUUACAUUGGAGCUGGACCGGUCUCGUGAGCUGGAGAUCUCGGUGUACUGGAGGGACUGGCGCUCGCUCUGCGCCGUCAAGUUCCUGCGACUCGAGGACUUCCUGGACAACCAGCGUCACGGGAUGUGUCUGUACCUGGAGCCACAGGGGAUGCUGUUUGCUGAGGUUACAUUUUUCAAUCCUGUCAUCGAGAGACGACCAAAGCUACAAAGACAAAAGAAGAUUUUCUCGAAACAGCAAGGUAUAACCUUCCUGCGGGCCCCUCAGAUGAACAUCAACAUCGCCACCUGGGGCCGCCUGGUGAGGAGAGCCAUACCCACCGUCAGCACCAACUCCUUCAGCCCGCAGGCGGCUGAGACCGGGACCGACAGCGUGCCGGGCUCCCCCACACCCUGCAGGAGCGAAGUCGAGAGGGGCUCUGGUAAUUCUCUGCAGCUCUGCUCAGGCCAGAAAUGGGCCGAGUCGCUCUCAGGUGCUGUAGCUCUGUCGCUCAGCCACCAGUCAGAUUGCCCUCUGACCCCAGAUACCCCUAACAGCGAGGCGAGGAUGUGCAGCAGCAGCCGCCUGGCCGCCCUGAAGAGACAGAAUGACAUUGAGCUCAAGGUCAAACAGGGAGCUGAGAACAUGAUCCAUAUGUACACCAACGGACCCUCUAAGGUCACCACAGACAAGAAGAGCCUGGCUUAUGUCGACAACAUGCUGAAGAAAUCCAACAAGAAGGUAGAGGAACUUCACCAGGAGCUGCAGGAGCUCAACGCCCACAUCGUGGUCAAAGACCCCGAGGAACUGCUAGGUAACAGCAACAAUGCAAAGAAGCGGAUCCACAGAUGA